Molecule: messenger RNA, 1299 nt
Organism: Telopea speciosissima
Lineage: Eukaryota; Viridiplantae; Streptophyta; Magnoliopsida; Proteales; Proteaceae
Product: agmatine coumaroyltransferase-2-like
Exons: 1
Coding region: 1-1299 (432 amino acids)
Molecular function (GO): acyltransferase activity, transferring groups other than amino-acyl groups
Source: RefSeq, a predicted model, not a curated record
AUGAAGAUCAAGAAGGAGAGCUCAAGGAUUGUGAAGCCAAUUUAUGAAGGUAAUCCCCCACCAACCACUACUCACAUUCCUCUAACAGUCUUUGAUAAGGUCACAUAUAACACUCAUAUAGCCAUCAUCUAUGGAUAUAGGCCACCCACACCUCCUAACGAGGCAAUCCAUCAAGGCCUUGGUAAGGUUUUAUCUGAAUAUAGGGAGUGGGCAGGCAGGUUGGGUAGGGAUGAGAAGGGUCACCCUAUCAUUCUACUCAAUGAUGAAGGUAUCAAAUUUGUUGAAGCCAUAGUUGAUUGCACUCUUGAUCAGUCCAUCAUGCCCUUCAAGCCAUCACCCAUUUUACUAAACCUUCACCCCAACCUUAAAGGUGUGGAAGAGCUGGUGCAAGUCCAACUCACUCGAUUUACUUGUGGGUCAUUAGUGAUUGGGUUCACAGCACACCAUCUAGUUGCAGAUGGGCACUCAACUAGCAACUUCUUGGUUUCAUGGAGUCAAGUAUGUAGAGGCAUUGAUAUGAACCCACUUCCCUUCCACAAUCGCUCGAUUUUCAUCCCUCGAGAACCGCCGAUCUUCGAAUUCGAACAUGGAGGAGUGGAAUUUCACAAGAAGCUCAACAAAGUAUUUCCAAUAGUUGAAGAAGAAGACAUAGUGGUACACAAGGUUCAUUUCACAUUAGAGUUCCUAGCCAAUCUUAAAGCUAGGGCUUCUUUAAGCCAUGGUACUAAUAAGCUUUAUAGUACAUUUGAGAGCUUGGCAGCACAUCUUUGGAGAACUGUCACUAGGGCUCGUGGGCUUAAUGGAUUUGAGAUGACCCAAGUUAGGAUUUCUGUGAAUGGGAGAGCUAAGCUAAGCCCAUGUGUCCCUAAUGAGUAUUUUGGAAAUUUGGUUCUAUGGGCAUUCCCUUGUGCAAAGGUGGAGGACCUCUUGGGUGAACCAUUGCCCUUUGCUACUAAGCUCAUACAUGAUGCCAUAGCCAAGGUGAAUGAUAACUAUUUCAAAUCAUUCAUUGAUUUUGCAAGCUACAAGGUUGAAGAAGAAGGGUUAGUGCCGACCGCCGACAUGAACAAAUCGGCAUUGUGCCCUAAUUUGGAGGUAGAUAGCUGGUUGAGGUUUCCAUUCUAUGAGCUUGAUUUGGGUUGGGGAAGCCCUUUCAUUUUCAUGCCAUCUUAUUUCCCAACAGAAGGGAUGAUGUUUCUUAUCCCUUCAUUCAUAAGGGAUGGAAGCAUUGAUGCAUUUAUACCCUUGUUCCAAAAAAACUUAGUUGCCUUUAAACAGAUCUGUUUUAGUUUAGACUAG